CCACGUAGUCAGAGAGGAGUUCACUUCGUAGCCAAGUCCGUACGAGGAAGAUCCUCGAGAUCGACGCCUUCGAAGCCGCUCUCGCGAGGAUGCCUUAGUCAUAAUCCGAGAAGAGCGUUCCUCUCUCUCGCACUCUCGCGUUGGAUAGGUACAUAGCCGGGAAACCCAGCCCUACCGGCGCUCGAAGCAAGAACAACAACACGCAGCAUCGCCACGUCUCUGCUCUCUAUGGUGGUGCGGAAGAAGGAAAGAGGGUUGCCCAGGGGCCGGGGACGAAGCCGUGAGGGAGGAGUGGAAGUGAAUUCGCUCGGGGAGGAAGGAGCGCGAGGCUAGAGGAGGGAACGAGCGAGCGAGAGAGAAUCCGGUUGCCUGGCGACCAGCCAGCCAUCUAGUUCGAUCCCAGCCAGCCAGCCACCCUCCGCAGGAGCAAGGAACAGUCGUCGGUCUCUCGUAGCGAGUGGGUAGGAACAGCAGUUUCAUUGCAGUUCUACGACAAUAACCCUCGCGCCGGCUAUUAUCACCGAAGUCAUUUCUACGUGGCUGUAUCCAUGAGGUUGCUCGUCGAGCUUCGUGAAAGAGGCUCGUCGCAUGACGGAGACGACGGGACGAGGAGAGAAGCUUGAAGAAACUCUGAACGAGAUGAGAUGAGAUGGGGCGGCCGUGCCGGAUGGAUUUACUGAGCGCGUCCGAGAAGCAUCGGAUAAUGCGAUCGGCGCAGCUCCACUUGGCAAGGAACGUCCUCGUGUUGACCUGAUCUGCGCCUAGCAGCAAGCUUACGCUGCCAACAUGUGACGUGUGUGUUUCGUUUCUGCGUCCAAGCCUAACGAGUCCGAUUUUUCUAUAUCUGUAUAUAUAUAUAUAUAUAUGCAUAUUUAUAUAUAUUAAUCUGCAAGCCGAUUCUCAGACGCGAUAUAUAGAUAUGGUGUCUCGUGAGUGAUUAAGGGAAAGAGAUAAUCGUCGUCCUUUGACCUGUGCCAACGCUAUUACGUUCAAGAUGUUCCAGUGCAUCAUUCAACAGAGGAACGGAUGGAUACAUCCAUACAGCCCUGAUACCAAGGACGUAUUUCCAGAUAUAAGACUGCAGCUCAACGAACAGCUGAGAUGUCUCGACGUAAGGAUGGAGGCGCAAGUCGCCCUAGUGGCCGAACUUCAGGAUUUCUUUCGAAGGAGAGCCGAACUAGAACUCGAUUACAGCAAAAACUUGGACAAGAUGGCGAGGAGUAUCCAGCUGAGGCACAAGGAGCAAAAGCAAAAACGCGAGCAGUGGCCUCUCUUCUCCAGCUACGCCUGCUGGCAGCAGCUCGUCAAUGAGACAAAGUCCCUUAGUCGAGAUCACGCGGCUCUUUCCGACGUGUACAGUACGCACCUCGUGGGAAGGCUGAAUCAAGUGAUGGAGGAUGUUCAGCGCAUUUACAGACGUUGCCGUGAGAUUGGCUAUGAAACCCAUGAGGAAAUUCUACGCGUACUUCAUGAGCUUCAUACCACGAUGAAGACCUAUCAGGCUUACCAGGCGGAAUCGCGACAGGCCGAGACGAAGCUGCGUGUCGCUGAGCAACAACGAAGUAAACUUGAAGUCGCCAACGCGCCGCCUGAGAAACUGGCGCGCAGCAAGAAAUAUCGGCUAAUCGAGAAGGAAGUGAACAAGAGGAAGAGCAAGUACACCGAGGCAAAGCUUAAGGCUCUAAAGGCCAGGAACGAGUACAUCCUUUGUCUGGAGGCAUCGAACACCACGAUACACAAGUACUUCGUCGACGAUCUGUCUGAUCUCAUUGAUUGCAUGGAUUUUGGCUUCCAUAACUGCAUCGCCAGGGCACUCCUGAUGCACUGCAGCGCUGAGGAAGGAAGACAGCGUUCAUUGCAAUCCGGGGCCGAGCAGUUGGCUGCUUGUGUCGGUGCACUUGAUUCGAGAGCUGACAAGCAGAGAUUCCUCGAGUCCCAUCAUGCUGCUUUCAUGAUUCCCAAAAAGUUUGAGUUCCAGGGUCAGCGUGGAGAUGAGGUAGCGUACGAAACACCAGAUCCGGAAUUGCAAAAGGUGCUACAUACCGAGAUGGAACAGCGGCUCGCGCAACUUCAGCAAAGGGUCACGUCUCUCAGGACAGAGUCUGAAGAAGUUUGGAAGACUCUAGAGACUGCAGAGGCCAGUUUACUCGAGAUGCUUACAGCUAAGGAUUACGAUUGCUCCAGGUACUUUGGUGACAAUGCCAUGCCGACUUCGAGACCUCCGGAGACAAUACAGAUUAAGCUGAGAGCCGAUAGACAGGAAACCGAAGAGUUCUACCUCACGAAAUUUAGAGAAUACCUCCUUGGGACUUCGAGAAUAGCCAGACUGGAUGCAAAACAAGAAUAUAUUCGCCAAAGUUUAUUAGACGGUUCUAGCGCUAGUCCAAAUCCAUCGAUUUCGACGAACAAACAGAAACAAGCACGCCGAAAGCGUAUUGGUCGCUUGCAAAUGAAUGGCCAGCCUAAAUUAUUUGGUGGUUCACUUGAGGAGUACCUUGAGAGUACUAAUCAAGAGAUACCACUCAUUGUGAAGAGUUGCGUAAGAGUGAUAAACUUGUUUGGAUUGCAUCAUCAAGGGAUAUUCCGAGUCUCGGGAUCUCAGGUUGAGAUCAACAAUUUUAGAGAGUGGUUUGAAAGGGGAGAAGAUCCUCUUGCGGACGUGACAGACGCUUCUGAUAUCAAUAGUGUUGCCGGGGUACUGAAGUUAUACCUCAGGGAAUUGCGAGAACCACUGUUUCCUAUUAUCUACUUCGAACACCUUAUGGAAUUGGCUCAGUUGGAAUCGAAACAGGAUUUUGUACUGAAAAUGAAAGAGUUGAUAUCCAGUCUUCCGCGACCAGUGGUCAUUGUGAUGCGAUACCUCUUUGCUUUCCUUAAUCACUUAUCAGAAUUUUCGGAUGAGAAUAUGAUGGAUCCUUACAAUCUUGCUAUAUGCUUCGGCCCAACGUUAGUUCCCGUCCCAGAAGAUAAGGAUCAGGUCCAAUAUCAGAAUCAAGUCAACGAAUUGAUUAAAAAUAUCAUUACCUUCUGCGAAGAAAUUUUUCCUGAGGAUAUUGGAGGGAUUCAAUAUGAGAAGUAUAUCAGUAGGGAACCUGAUGACGUAGACGUCGGCGACUCACCGACGGAUCAAGUCCAAGAAGAUAUGGAUUCUGAAGUAUAUCCAUCUGAGGAUGAAUCCGAAAACUUGGAAGCUACCGCACAAUUUGACUUUAACGCACGAUCAGAAAGGGAACUUAGCUUCAAGAAAGGAGACACCCUGACCCUCUAUACGCAAGUAAGCAACGACUGGUGGAGAGGUGCUCUAGCAGGUAGAGAGGGACUGAUUCCUGAUAAAUACAUCAUGCUCAAGAUAAAGGACGAAGAGCGCGAUAAGGAGCUAUUAAAAUCGUCGAGCGAAGAGUCAAUGCGCAGAAGAGCCUCCAGCUCGGCAGACAGUGUUUUGUCGAGUAACAAUUCACCAUUGAUGGGACCAGCUGGUAAUCCUAACACAUGGCCAUCGACAGCAGCGACCGAAACUUCCACAUCAAGUACCGUACUAUUGCAGACAGAAAGUGGGAAUAGCAGUGCAAUUAUUCCAACGGUAGUGACGAGCGUGGCCUGUGUGUCAUCAUCCCAACCGAUCAUCAGCCGAGAGGAGCCGGUGAGCACACCCUCGAGGAACGCGAGGGCGCCCAGUCCUGAGAAGGAGGAAUCCACAGAAGCGCCGGAAGUCUCGCAGGAUCUGGAAAAUGGCACUGAGGUAGAGAACAACAUAACUGUCUUCCUGGAUCCAAUUGCAGCUUCCCAGCAAGCGCAGCAGCAGCUACCACGGGAUGAGGAAAUGUCCGAUGAAAAUGGACGAUUGUCGUCACUCUCGUUAGAUGGCUCAGCGAAGCGAGGUGCUGGCCGGAAGCAGCAGCACUGGAAAUCUCAAAGCAUGAGCGAAGCUGGUCAGCAACUUACGAAUUCCCUCCAGUUGAACGCACCGUCCACGCAGGACGAUGAUCUACAGGAGCAGACAACUUUCUCGGCGAACAGAGAACUCUGGCAGAGACGUGCGACUUCACAGACUCACCUGACCCCACCGAUCCCACCAACACCGAAGUCUUUCAGAUCGUCCCAAGAAUUUCGAGAAAUGCGACAGAAGCAUACACCGGAUCUUGUUAUGGACUUGCCAUUGAGUGCUCAGGAUGCCGGUAAGAAAUCCACCUCCUCCAGUAGCUUAAGCAGUUCCGACGAAGAGACUCCAACAGUUCCACCUUCAAGAGCUGAAGCAGCAACAUCCCCGACGGGUGGACCGGAAUCUCCAGACAUGAGUACAGCAGCCGAGAGAUUUGCCAAGCAAAAUCAAUGUACCCUCAAGAAGAAUACAAAGUCAAACUUGGAGGGUGGAAAAUUAAAACGCAUGGAGGCUGAGGUCGAGCCCGAUAUGGAAUCCGAGGAGUUAGUGAGAUCGGCAAGUUCUAAUCAGAUAUCUGACUCGAUGCCUCUGAGGUCACCACUGCCGCCUCGUUCAACGCCAAAAAUAGCCGCGAAAUUUGCGGAUAUGCAUUUAACGGGUGGCAGUCAGGUAUCCAGCUUCAAACCUCAAGUGAAAGUCAAACCGACCAUUCUCCGGAAGCCUGUCUUGCCAUUUCCCCAUCCGCACAUGAGUCCCGAGCUAGCCAGAAAGAUCGAGAAGCAAGCUCAUAGCGCCGAGCCGGCAAACUGAUCCUUGCACUCGGACGAUCGUCCUGACCAAUCGGAAAGCGACUCCGAAGGUUUUUAAUAAUACUCAUCGUCCUCGUGAUUCAUUUAGAGAUACUCAAUAAAAAUCCACGUCUCCCGAGCGCUAAGCGAAAUAAAUCAUCGAACGUCGUUUUCAAGUUUAGAUUUUAGAUGAGGAAUUGUGAGAAUGAGAAAUGGAGAGUCUGCCAUAGAAAGUGUGUGAAAGAAAGAGAGAGAGAGAGAGAGAGAGAGAGAGAGAGAGAGAGAGAGAGAGAGAGAGAGAGAGAAAAAAUUUAAGUGCGAAUGCUAGAAAAACCAUCCACGCAAACCCAUCCCAUCGAGACCAAUGGCUCCGCCCGAAGGAAGGGCUUCACACUACUGUAUCCAAUGGAAAAAAAAAGAAACUACUGGAAGCGACUAUGUUCGUUCAUCUUUUUUUUAGUGCAAGAUAUCGCAGACGUAUAUAACUCCGCGAAUGAGAGCUUCGUAUAGAUAACGCGAACAUAGCCGUUCCCGGUACUAGUUUAUUUUUUCUAUGAAUACUUUCUGUCGUUUUUUUAUCUUAUUUUUUUACCAAACGACCCACGAAACGAUGUUCUAGUCAUCAGGCAAAAGAUAGCUGGCUAAGAAAGCAAGCGAAAGAACGGAAACAAGAAUUUUGUAGGAUGGAUCGGAGAACGAAUAAGAGAAAAGUUGAAUUAAUAAUAAUAAUAUAAUUAUAAUUAUAAUUAUAAUAAUAAUAAUAUCGAUGCAUCGAAAGGGAUAUUCAUAAAAAGAAAAAAGAUAUUUGCAUGACGGAUAUGUAAUUUAUUUUUGAUUCGUAGAUUUUUGCGAUUCCAAAAUUUUCCUCAUAUUUGCUAACUACGAUUACUAAUUAUAAUGUUUAACGAUAAACAUGUUCGAUGUUCCUUUAAGCAGGCGCCGGCGGACGAAUUUUAAUAAUUCCUUUCGAGAGGGCGUUUAUUCUCCUGCUUGAACUGUCUUUAGUUUUUGUUUUCUCUAUUUUUUAAAAAGUAAACGUAUGAGUGAGAGGGUUUAGAACGGAUAGGACGAAGUUGUACCACCCCGCGUACGUUAUUUAGAUUGUAUCGCGUAAUUGCAUACAAAAUACGUUAUAAUAGGUACUAAUUACGGCAGAAUAAUGUUCGAUAUAUUCAAAGGUAAUGUAUGUACAAUAACAUGAGUAUUUAACUGAUCGAUAUCGAUAGCCGUAAGGCAUAAAUGUCCGAAUGAUUUCCAAUAGGCGAGAUUAAAAGUACAUAAAGAAAGAAGAGAUCGUUAUAAAACUUCUCAGUGUAAUCAUGCCUUUUUGCUAUAAUCCUGAUAAAUGACAAUUAUACUCAUAAUAAUUGAAUAGCAUGCAAACGUACGUACAUCCAUAAAUAAGCAAAACCAUUACAUGCAUAUAUUCUUGAAAAAUUGUAUUGAUCGAUCGAUCGAUCAAGUAAAUUAACUCAAUUAUACGGUCCAGGGUGGCUAGCUACCUUACAGCUAUGAUAAUUAUAUUGCAUUGCAUUAUCUAGUUUAUUUACUGAUAAUACAAUAAAUAAUACAAAUAACAUUGCAGAUACCGUGAACCCACCGCAAUAUGAAAUACCAAAGCUAUUACUAACAGCUCCCUCCCUCUUCCGAUAUGUAAAAUAUUUUUCAAGCAACAAACGAAUUUCUGUUUUUAACAUUGUUUAUCCCAUUAUAAUGUACUCGGUAAAUUCUCUCUGUAUAGUAAUUUUCUACGUGCGACAUAUUGAAAAUGUUACUUUUUAAUUAAAUUAAUUGUAAUUUAAAUAUAGUUGCUAUAUAUAUAUCGUAUUGGUGAUUUUAAGAAAGUAAGGAAGUCUAAUCAACAGUAACCGCAUUAAGGCUAAUGACGUUAACGAUAAUAAUAAACGAAAUACGUACAGGCUGUAUAA
Molecule: messenger RNA, 6596 nt
Organism: Cephus cinctus (wheat stem sawfly)
Lineage: Eukaryota; Metazoa; Arthropoda; Insecta; Hymenoptera; Cephidae
Product: SLIT-ROBO Rho GTPase-activating protein 1
Exons: 13
Coding region: 995-4690 (1231 amino acids)
Biological process (GO): signal transduction; negative regulation of cell migration
Cellular component (GO): cytoplasm
Molecular function (GO): protein binding
Source: RefSeq, a predicted model, not a curated record